AUGCAUUUCAUAUAUACAACUCUCGUUAUUCAUUUUAUUGCCUCGCUGUGCUCGGCUGGUCCAAUCGCUCAUUCUCGGUUAAUGCUGGAAAGAAGGCAUCAUACCCCAGAAGAAACAUCGUCACCUGUAUUAGACACUUCUACAGCCGCUUCUCACUAUCUACAAGAUACCUCUGCCACGCCUGGCAGCAGUAUCUCUUUACGUACUACGGCUAGCACAUUCUCCACGGCGAUGCAGACAGAGUCGAGCUCUAGUGCUGUGCGUCAUCCUUUCACUGCUGACGAAGAUGAAGACGAAGACGAAGAUUCCGAGAGCCAUUCGGCACCACUUCCAUCGUCACACAUGGCCGCGAGUAGCUUGUCGGCACCUGCUACACAUCUGCCUGAAACAACCACAACCAAUACCCUCCCUCAUGGUUAUGGCACCCCCAGUGCCUCAGCCUCCAAGACAUCACGUACAACACAUACAACCUUGCUCGCAGACACACUCUCUAGAAUCGAUAUUGUGCAUUCCAGCUCCGCGGCUGUCGCAUCGAGUGAGAUGGCUGAGCCUACGGUCACGACAACUACAGUCACAUCAACAAUCUAUACACACCGCAGCUCCACAGCUAUUGCCUCCAGGACACCGUCAUCACACUCAUCCGGCCCAUUUGGAGCCAGUGCAUCGACUUGGAAGACUGCGAGACCUACGUCGCAUCUGUCCCCCACAGUAUCGGCAACUUCCAUGAGUCCCUCUGCUGCUGACCAUCCUACGUCUACGCCAGCUCAAUCUUCUACAAUUAAACAGACAUCAUCACAUUUCUUCCGCGGCUCCACAGCAGCCACGAACAUUAUGUCUACAGUGUCAUUUAUCCCUACCAUCGGCGUGAUCCGCACCUUACCAGGAGCUGGCUCUCCUGGUACCUCUAACGGAGCACAUCAGAGCCCAACUGCAACUGCAUCGCAUACCAGUGUCCAUUUGACCUCGGGCACAGUCAGCAACACCCAUACAUCCAACACAUGGACCGUACGCCCCACAGCCGCGGCCUCUCACACAAAUUCGAUAUCCCACACCCAGACUGUUUCAAGGGCAUCGAUCACACACACCGGCAUACCAACAACCAAGGGUCCCGCAGCACCGGAUGUAACAGGAACGGUCGUCUCUAGAACUGGGAUCGUGAUAAUCAUACCGGGGAUAUCUACAAGCCGGAACAUCACGAUCCCGCUGAGCCCUGACGAUAACAUUCCCUCAACGGGAACAGUAUCAAUGUCGACAAGGUCACCCCAAGGAACAACACCUGUCUGGGUCACCUCACAAACAACCCAUACCUUUAGCCCUCAUGGCCCGGGCUUGGUGACGACCAUCUAUCCCACCAGUACUGCGACCAAAGUCAUCACUGUUGAAUUGACAGCAGCCGGGCAAACUCGAUGGCCGACCACUACUGCUACAUCUGUCCCUAUGUCAAGUGAGCGAAGUUCGCGACCAGCUACACAGGCGACCGCCAGUAAGAAGGCACCCGCUCCAGUGUCGGACAGCCCCGAUAGUGGAAAUUCUUUGGUUGUGAAUCCUGUUUCGCCGAUGUUUCUGACUGUGACCGAGACGAAGACGGUGACUGAGAAGACGACUGAGACGAGAACCACUCUGAUGACAGUGAUGGCUACUGCUGGUUGA
This is a messenger RNA of Aspergillus bombycis, 1650 nucleotides long. RefSeq lists its product as uncharacterized. The record is from RefSeq and is a predicted model, not a curated record. Bases 1 to 1650 code for a protein of 549 amino acids. NCBI's taxonomy places the organism in Eukaryota, Fungi, Ascomycota, Eurotiomycetes, Eurotiales, Aspergillaceae. The transcript has a single exon.